Lactuca virosa is the source of this 925-nucleotide messenger RNA. NCBI's taxonomy places the organism in Eukaryota, Viridiplantae, Streptophyta, Magnoliopsida, Asterales, Asteraceae. The record is from the annotation of a GenBank genome assembly.
AUUGAAAGGUCUUAUAAAUUAUGGACUAGUGUCAUGUGAGUGAAGAAACAUGAACUACUUACAAAAUGAAGAAAGCUUCUCCUUCAAAUCUACUUCUUCUUCCAAAGCCGGGCUUUUUUCCGAUGACGAAGAAGGCGGUGUUUUUGAAUUAUCUCUGCCACCACAACCAUCCUUGAUCACUAAAACCAAUGACGAUAUUCAUGAAAAAGAAGAGGAAUUCGAAUUUUGCUCCUCACUGAAUUCAUCUUCUACCCUUGUCAACUUUCCCGUUUCCACUUUCCACCAUCCCAAGCCAGCCACAAUCACCUCCUCCACUACUGCAGACAUCCAUAUUGAAAAUCAUUAUCAUUUCAAAUAUCAUAAAAAGAUUAAUAGUUUAUUUAGUAUAAAUCAUGGAUGCAUGAUUCGAAGCCCACGAUGUCAUCAAGGCCAAGAAGUAACACGGUUGCGGAUAUUUGAUAAAACUCAACGCAAUUCAACAAGGUUUAGUGGCAUAAGGAAAAUCAUGGUGAAACUAACAUCCAUCAAGACCAUUUUACGAGAUACAAAAUCCCGAUCACUUCAGCAGUCACCGACAGACAAAGUCAACAAGAAGAUUCCCAUGGACAGCAAACCAAAUAAAUUAGACAUUCAAAGAGACUCUAGCCAUAUGGUCAACAAAAAUAACAAGAACCGAAACAAGCAAGAGGAGAAAUUAUCAAAAAGUGGUUUUAAUAAGAUGUUUGGUGGGUUUAUGAAGAAUAUAGGCAUACGUCGAAGGUCGAAACACGUGGGUAGUAAAAGUUGUCCAGUCUCAAUCAAAUCUUCACCAAUGCAUGAUAAUGAUGUUCGGAAUACUUGUGAUGAACGAAGGAGUUCGUUUUACUCGAAAGAUCAUUCCAUUCAGGGAGCUAUUGCUCACUGCAAAAAAUCUUUCGGAAAAUGA